AUGAAAUAAAAUUCUAGCAUUGCAGAUAAAUUCAAAUAAUCUUCAUAUUCACCAGAUAAAACAUAGUUUUCUUCUCAUUUAUAUUAAGAUUGUAAACUAUAACCUGUUUAUCCAAAGAUCGUUGACAAUUUAAUGAGUCUAAUGUGCAAUAAUAAGUUAGAAUAAAACAAUUGUCCUUAUAAGUUUUAAGAUAAAGGACUUCCUAUAUUAAUUAAUUAUAGAGCAUUAUAAAAUAAACAAAAGAAUCUUUAAAUUCCUAUAAAUUUAUUAAUAGAAUACUUUAAUUAAUGGAUAGAUAUAAUGAAGAUACAAAUAGAUGUAAUUAUUUAGAACCUUUAUGAUUGUGCUAAACAAUACUAUCCAUAAUAAAUAAAAUAUUUAAAGUAAAUAAUAGCAUAUGAUUAGAAAUACAUGAAAUAUAUGAUGCUUUCAAUAGGCCCUUCUAGAGAAAUUCACUAAAAUAACGAAUUAAAAAAAAUAGAAAUGAUUAUUUAAAGGUAUAUAAAAUUUAUAAAAAAAUAUAUAUAACUAUAAAAAAUAAUAAAAGGUAAAAUUUGA
Messenger RNA from Ichthyophthirius multifiliis, 558 nucleotides. RefSeq lists its product as hypothetical. NCBI's taxonomy places the organism in Eukaryota, Ciliophora, Oligohymenophorea, Hymenostomatida. The record is from RefSeq and is a predicted model, not a curated record. The transcript is spliced from 5 exons.